Dothidotthia symphoricarpi CBS 119687 is the source of this 852-nucleotide messenger RNA. RefSeq names its product ribosomal protein L34e. The transcript has 4 exons. Gene Ontology annotation, cellular component: ribosome. Gene Ontology annotation, molecular function: structural constituent of ribosome. Lineage: Eukaryota; Fungi; Ascomycota; Dothideomycetes; Pleosporales; Dothidotthiaceae. Gene Ontology annotation, biological process: translation. Bases 39 to 383 code for a protein of 114 amino acids. The record is from RefSeq and is a predicted model, not a curated record.
AGACAACCACCCACUGCAUCCCUAGGAUCAUCAUCAAAAUGCCGGACUCCAGACUCACCUACAGGCGUCGUGCGCCAUACAACACCAAGAGCCAGAAGGUCCGCGUGAUCAAGACCCCCGGUGGUGAGCUCCGCUACUUGCAUAUCAAGAAGAAGGGCACUGCUCCCAAGUGCGGUGACUGUGGUACCAAGCUCGCCGGUAUCCCUGCCCUCCGCCCCCGCGAAUAUGCCAACAUCUCCCGCCCCAAGAAGACCGUCCAGCGUGCGUACGGUGGAUCGCGAUGCGCCAACUGCGUCCAGGACCGCAUCGUCCGCGCUUUCCUGAUCGAGGAGCAGAAGGUUGUCAAGAAGGUGCUCAAGGAGUCGCAGCAGAAGAAGCGUUAAGCGGUGGCAAUUGAAGGGUACGGGGUUUAGCAUGUCAAAACUGGGGCUAUCGGUGUUCAUGUGCAUUACGGGCAGUCUCCUGGUUCGGUCGGCUUUUACGAUAUCAAGGCGAUUUCUACGUCACUGUCCGAUGUCCACCGGGACAGUAGCUGAGUAGGGUUACAAAUGAAUCCACAAGCUACGAAUCAGCAUCUCGGAUUGUCAUCAUCUGUGAUGUGGUUGAUUGGGCAUGCCAGACAGAGUCGGAUUUUCUUCAAUCACCAAAUAGUGCAAUCAGCCGCGUUGAAUAUCACGAACAUGAUUAUUUUCGACCGGAUGACGCACCUUAGCAAUCAACUAUGAUGGAUGUGAAAGACACGAACCAGACUAUGCGGCCUCUGUCGAUGAUGAAGACAAGUAUCGUAGCUCAGGAGGACAAUCCCGUGAAUUUGCUUGAUAAACACCGCUUGCGCAACUGACUUAACACAUG